GAGAAAGCCAACAAAAUAGUUAUGCGUCAAUAAUGUUUUAAAAGUAUUGGCAAGUUGUCACUUCGUAAAACUACACAAAUAUAAAUUUAAAUGAAACUUUUUUAAGAAUUUACGUUUUUAAAAUGGGCGAUGAAGGAAAGAUUCCACCAGGCAAAAGCCUAAAGACAUGUUGUGGCUUUCAUUGGAAGGGUAAAGCUACGGUUUUAAUACCGUUGGUAACUUUACCCAUUUUAAUCUAUGGCUUUAUGAAGAAAUCACCAGAGUACAAAUGCAUGUAUCUCGUUGUUAAUAUGGCUAUGUAUUGGAUAACAGAAUGUAUUCCCCUCUACUUAACAUCCGUGUUUCCUAUUGUAUUUCUCCCACUUCUGGGCAUUUUGAGCUCGGAGCUCGUUUGCAGUUUGUACUUUACAGAUACGUUGGUAAUGUUUCUGGGUGGACUUAUUAUGGCGCUGGCCAUUGAAUACUGCAAUCUGCAUCAACGCAUUGCUUUGGGUACGAUUCUAAUUGUAGGAUGCAGUCCCCGACGCUUGCACUUUGGCUUGGUGAUGGUCACGUGCUUUAUAUCGCUUUGGAUUUCAAAUUCGGCUGCCACAGCAAUGAUGUGUCCCAUAGUAAAGGCUGUUCUCAAUGAAAUGGAAGGCCAAAAAAUUUUUGCCGUUUACAUGACCCAAGAGGAAGAACCAGUUGAGGAGGGCGAAAAACCUCAUCCUUCAAUUAUAUCGAUGGCAUUCUAUUUUGGCGUCGCUUAUGCUGCUACAAUCGGUGGCUGCGGCACACUCAUUGGCACCGGCACAAAUCUAACAUUUAAGGGAUUAUACGAAACACGCUUUCCAAAUUCAAAGGAAAAAGUCAAUUUUCCCAUUUUCAUGGCUUAUUCGAUUCCCAUUGUGGUGAUAGUCAACAUUUUUUUACUCUACUUUUCCCUUCAACUAACCCACAUGGGUUUUCUGAGACCAAAUAGCAAGAUCGGAGCUGAGGUGAAGAGUGGAACUGCAAAUAAGGACUUAGUUAAGGCCGUUGUCAUUCAGCGUUACAAGGAAUUAGGGGCAUGGACUUGCCACGAAAUUCAAGUUGCAGUUAUGUUUGUACUGAUGGUUCUAUUACUGUUUACUCGGAGUCCAGGGUUCACUCAGGGAUGGGGUGAUUUUCUUAAUGCCAAAGCUGUCGGCAGCUCCGCUCCAGUAUUUCUACCAGUUGUUCUACUGUUUGCAAUGCCCACUCAAUACACAUUUUUAAAGUAUUGCUGUGGCUCUGCUCCAUUCACUGGUCGUACCAUGGAUGCUUGCAUCUCCUGGGUGUUCAUACACAAGCAUACCCCAUGGGGUCUAUGUUUUUUACUGGGAGGUGGCUUCGCCAUCGCUGAGGGUAGCAAGGUCAGUGGAAUGGCCAAAAUGUUGGGUGACUCCUUGUCUUUUGUAUCCGCCUUACCAGACUUUAUGGUGGUCGGACUUACACUGGUCGUUAGUCUAGUGUGCACAGCUUUCAGCUCCAAUGUCGCCAUCUGCAACAUUCUCAUACCCAUCUUCUGUGAAAUGGCACUCGCUAUUAAGAUGCAUCCUUUGCUCCUUACAUUGCCAUCCAUGUUGGCCAUUAGCAUGGCCUACCAUCUGCCGGUCAGCACACCUCCGAAUGCUAUUAUUUGUGGAUAUGCCGGCAUAAAGACGAAAUAUUUGGCGCUUGCUGGCAUACUUCCGACUGUAUGGGCUCUAGUUUGCCUUUGGCUUAAUGCCAUGACUUGGGGAUUGGUUAUAUAUCCAGAAACCAAGAAAUUCCCCUCGUGGGCCGAUGAGGAAUAAAUUGUUUAACAGUAUAUCAAAAUUCUAUGUUUACAAAAUAUAUUAUAAAUAAAGUGUUCAGAUUUGUUUGGUAAUAACGU
This is a messenger RNA of Drosophila albomicans, 1876 nucleotides long. Its product is annotated as protein I'm not dead yet 2-like. Gene Ontology annotation, molecular function: succinate transmembrane transporter activity; citrate transmembrane transporter activity. The record is from RefSeq and is a predicted model, not a curated record. The transcript is spliced from 13 exons. NCBI's taxonomy places the organism in Eukaryota, Metazoa, Arthropoda, Insecta, Diptera, Drosophilidae. Bases 123 to 1796 code for a protein of 557 amino acids. Gene Ontology annotation, cellular component: membrane. Gene Ontology annotation, biological process: monoatomic anion transmembrane transport; citrate transport.